AUGUUUGAAGUGGGUGGUCUCCUUAAAAACCAAAUUCUUUUUAUUUUUCUUUUUAGUACAUGCGUUCUUUGCGAUGCUAUACCCUUGGUGGCGUUUGGCCAUCGAAAGUUGGAGUCAAGGACCAUUACCUCGUAUUCUUUCGGGGGAAGUCAUGGGCCAGCAAAUUCUUAUCCUGAGAGUUUACGGGUUCAUAGGCUACAAACGUCAUACAGCACCGUCUCCAGCAGAGUCGUACUGGGACAAAACUUUAUCCAAGAAGGUCCUGGGGCGCGUAUCAGCGUAUCAUCAGCUGCAGUUUCUUUUAUAUAUUGCCCUUUAGUGUGA
Messenger RNA from Trypanosoma theileri, 324 nucleotides. RefSeq lists its product as uncharacterized. The record is from RefSeq and is a predicted model, not a curated record. Bases 1 to 324 code for a protein of 107 amino acids. The transcript has a single exon. Lineage: Eukaryota; Euglenozoa; Kinetoplastea; Trypanosomatida; Trypanosomatidae.